UACUGUACUAACCUGAAACAUCAGUUAACAAAUAAGUUGUUGGGAUGUUAGAUUCAUUCAUUAACAUAUAUUUAACCAGGCAAGUCAAAAAUCAACCUCUUGAACACCAGAAAUAGGCCUACAUACAAUGCCUGUGUCUGUGUGUGUGCAGACUUUGGUAUUUUAUAGGCAGUUCCUCUGCAAAACCAGUAAGACGAGCUUACUUCAGGGAGAGAUUGCAUGCCACUAAUGCAAUUGUCAUGUCUGGCUAUAUGGUUUCAUACAGUUCACUACAGCCACAGUUUUCCCACCAAAAUCUGUUUGAGGAGCAGUUUUUAACCCUGCCGUUAUGCAACGUCAAUUUAACACUCCCCUCUACCCAGCCCCCCGUCUCUGAAUCCAUUCCGCACUCUGAAGAGUCCGAGCCGUGUUUUACUGCUCUCGGCGCACCUCGGUAAAAUGGCUGUAUCCAAGUGAGCCUCGUGCUGGUGUGAUCCGUUCCUCGUCUGUAGUCUACUUCUGCAACAGAACCCCCACAAAUUCCGUGUCGGUUAAAUUUCAUUUCCCGGGAACUCGGUGCGAUAAAGUCUAAAAAAAACGAAGCCGAAGAUGGGGUCCGGAUUCGGUCCGGCGUAAGGAGUGGGGAUGAGUCGGGACACGGGUAAAUUGUUGUAAAACUAUUGUAUUUACAUUCAAUGUUUCGCGUUUGAUUGUGACCGACUCGCCGAGAGGGAGAGGGGGAGAUCAUGGCCGCUCAGGUCGCCAGCGCUACCUCUCUCAACACCAGCCCGCCUUCCGAGCUGAAAAAACCGGAUCGAGACCCAAAGGAGGAGUCGGUACCGGGGGAGAAGCACCAGGAAAAUAAGGAGCCGGGACUAGAGAGUGGAUCUCCGGCUCGCGGGGAACUGCAGGACCGGGCCGAUGUGGGAAAUGCUGGGGGAGGAGGGGAGUCGGAUAUGAAAAACGGCAACGGGAAUCCGUCGAGGGUGAACAAUAAUCAAAAUGAUACCACCGGGCCGGAGGGGAACAACCACCCCGGGAUGGUACACCAUCACGCGCCCGGGUUUCAGUCAGCUUCCUAUAACUACGUUCAGCACUACAGCCGGGCCCCUUUUCAUCAACAUGGCGGACAACAAAGCCCUGGCAUGGCAGCUGCAGCGGGGCCAGGCGCGUUAUCGGGCAGCAUGAUGGACCCCUAUCAGCCCAACUCCCAUGAUCACGGCUUCCCGAACCACCAGUACAACAGCUACAGUCCGUUCGGGAACCGAAGCCCGUACCCGGGCCAGAGCUACGGCAUGAACUCUCCGCGCAGCGCUCCUCAAGCUCAGGCAGUAGGGGGGCAGUCAGCCAAGCAGCAGCAGCCAGCAGCGGCUGCAUCUUACAGCAAUCAGCGGUAUAACAUGGGAAACCCGCAGCCAACAUCCACCCCGACCCUCAACCAGCUCCUCACCUCACCCAGCAGUGCCCGGGGCUACCCAAGUUACCCACCGAGCGACUACAACAGCCAGGACGGUGCUAAGGGACCAGCAGAUAUGGGUAGCAGCAGCGGGCAGUACGGUGGGGGCCAUCCGGGUUGGCAACAAAGGACCCAUCACCCGUCACCCAUGAGUCCUGGAAGUACCGGGCAACCCUUGGGUAGAAACCAGACUCCAGGCUCCAUGGAUCAAAUGGGGAAAAUGCGCGGCCAAUCGUAUGGGUCAGGUGGGCCUUACUCCCAGCAGCCCCAUCAAGGGCCUCCUGCAGGGCCCCAGCAGGGGCCUACUUACCCAGGCCAGGGCUACGGGCCCCCUGGCCCUCAGAGAUACCCUAUGGGCAUGCAAGGGCGUAUGCAGUACAGCCAGCAGAUGCCAUCAUAUGGACAGCAGGGACCAGGCGGUUACGUGCAGCAGGGACAGCAGCCGUAUUACGGCCAGCACGGUCAGGGGUCUCACUCGGGACAGCAGCAGUCACCAUACCCCCAGCCUUCCCCUGGGCAACCAGGAGGGUCAGGGACCUUAUUCACAGCAACCCCAUGUCCCCCAGUCCUCUGGCCCACAUGGACAGGCUGGCCCUCCUUACCAACAACCCCACAUGCCACAGGGGCAGAUGACCGGCCCUUCGCCUGGCCCAUCCCAGUCCCCGUACUCACAGUCCUCGGCAGCACCCCAGUCUACCCAGUCUCCAUAUCCACAGCAACAGGUGCCUCAGUCCCAGCCCUCGCAGCAGGGGAGCUCCCAGGCUCCUCCUGCAUCCCAACCCAGUUACCCGUCUGGCCAAGGCCCCCAACAACAACCGCAGCAGCCACCGCCAACAUCACAGCAGCCACCGCAGACACCCACACCUGCUUCCCAGCCGCCUGCGGGACACGGACCGAUGCCGCAGGGACAGCCCACAGCAUACUCUCAAAAUCCCCCACAACAACAACAGCAGCAGCAGCAGCAACAAUCGCCAUUUCAGCGUUUUCCUCCUCCUCCUCAGGAGAUUUCCCAGGAGUCAUUUAGCUCCAGUCCAGCGCUCCCCCCUCCUGGUCCGCCUUUGG
This is a messenger RNA of Carassius auratus (goldfish), 2497 nucleotides long. RefSeq names its product AT-rich interactive domain-containing protein 1A-like. The transcript has 4 exons. Lineage: Eukaryota; Metazoa; Chordata; Actinopteri; Cypriniformes; Cyprinidae. The record is from RefSeq and is a predicted model, not a curated record. Bases 726 to 2459 code for a protein of 577 amino acids.